This is a messenger RNA of Sarcophilus harrisii (Tasmanian devil), 2412 nucleotides long. RefSeq names its product RAS guanyl releasing protein 2 (gene RASGRP2). Gene Ontology annotation, molecular function: guanyl-nucleotide exchange factor activity; calcium ion binding. The transcript is spliced from 17 exons. Gene Ontology annotation, cellular component: plasma membrane. Lineage: Eukaryota; Metazoa; Chordata; Mammalia; Dasyuromorphia; Dasyuridae. The record is from RefSeq and is a predicted model, not a curated record. Gene Ontology annotation, biological process: positive regulation of GTPase activity; Ras protein signal transduction. Bases 482 to 2311 code for a protein of 609 amino acids.
GUGAGUGUGUGUGAUUGUGAGUGUGUGGUGGCCAGCCAUGUACCCGUGAGCUGCGGCAGAGUGAGCUGCCCGGUGCUGACGGUGCCAGGGCCCGGCCUCUGCCCAAGCCUGGAGCUGGCCACGUGCUCAGGUGUCCUGAAACACGCCACUGUAACUCUGGCCGCUGGCACCUGCUGAGGCUGGGGAGGGGGGACGACGGUCACUGGGCCUUCGAGGCCCCAGAUCACCUCCCGUGGCCCGGAGAAAGGGGGUCAGAUCACAGCUGGAGAUGUGGGGGAGCCUAGGAGGCCUGUCAGGUCCACACCCCUAAUUUUAGGGCCCAAGGUCACACCCAAAGUAAAAGGCAGAGAUGAGAUUUGAACCCAGACUGUCUCCGAGCUCGUGGGACUUUCCUGCACCCCACACUGCCUCGUCAGAAGGAGAGAUGGGGCUCUGAGCCAAGGCUUCCGAGGGGACGCAGCCGGGGCCCCGGGGGUGCGACAUGUCGGGGACGCUGGACCUCGAGAAGGGCUGCACCGUGGAGGAGCUGCUGCAGGGCUGCAUCGAGGCCUUCGAUGACUCCGGGAAGGUGCGAGACCCGCAGCUGGUGCGGAUGUUCCUGAUGAUGCACCCGUGGUACAUCCCCUCCUCCCAGCUGGCUGCCAAGCUGCUGCACAUCUACCAGCAGUCCCUGAAGGAGAACUCCAACUCGCUGCAGGUGAAGACCUGUCACCUGGUCCGGUACUGGAUCUCUGCCUUCCCCGCCGAGUUUGACUUGAACCCGGAGCUGGCAGAACAGAUCAAGGAGCUGAAGUCUCUGCUGGACCGCCAGGGGAACCGCCGGCACAGCAGCCUCAUCGACAUCGAGAGUGUCCCCACCUACAAGUGGAAGCGCCAGGUCACCCAGCGGAACCCCGUGAGCCAGAAGAAGCGCAAGAUGUCCCUACUGUUUGACCACCUGGAGCCACUGGAGCUGGCCGAGCAUCUCACCUACCUGGAGUAUCGCUCCUUCCGCAAGAUCUUGUUCCAGGACUACCACAGCUUCGUGACCCACGGGUGUACGGUGGACAACCCCGUCCUGGAGCGCUUCAUCUCCCUCUUCAACAGCGUCUCCCAGUGGGUGCAGCUCAUGGUGCUGAGCAAGCCCACGGCCCCACAGCGGGCCCAGGUCAUCACCCACUUCGUCCACGUGGCCGAGAAGCUGCUCCAGCUGCAGAACUUCAACACUCUCAUGGCCGUGGUCGGGGGCUUGAGCCACAGCUCCAUCUCCCGGCUCAAGGAGACUCACAGCCACGUCAGCCCAGACACCGUCAAGCUCUGGGAAGGCCUGACGGAGCUGGUGACGGCCACGGGCAACUACAGCAACUACCGCCGGCGGCUGGCGGCCUGCGUGGGCUUUCGCUUCCCCAUCCUGGGCGUGCACCUCAAGGACCUGGUGGCCCUGCAGCUGGCCCUUCCCGACUGGCUGGACGCCGCUCACACGCGGCUCAAUGGGGCCAAGAUGCGGCAGCUCUUCGCCAUCCUGGAGGAGCUGGCCAUGGUGACCAGCCUUCGGCCGCCCAUCCAAGCCAACCCGGACCUGCUGAGCCUGCUCACGGUGUCUCUGGACCAGUACCAGACUGAAGACGAGCUGUACCAGCUCUCCCUGCAGAGAGAGCCACGCUCCAAGUCCUCGCCAACGAGCCCGGCGAGCAGUACUCCGGCCCCCCGACCCCCAGUCCUGGAGGAGUGGACCGCGGCCGCCAAACCCAAACUGGACCAAGCCCUGGUGGUGGAGCACAUUGAGAAGAUGGUGGAGUCCGUGUUCCGGAACUUUGAUGUGGAUGGGGACGGUCACAUCUCCCAGGAGGAGUUCCAGAUCAUCCGGGGGAAUUUCCCUUACCUCAUCGCCUUUGGGGACCUGGACCAAAACCAGGACGGCUGCAUCAGCCGGGAGGAGAUGGUCUCCUACUUCCUGCGCUCCAGUUCUGUGCUGGGGGGCCGCAUGGGCUUUGUGCACAAUUUCCAGGAGAGCAGCUCCCUGAGGCCCGUAGCCUGCAGGCACUGCAAGGCCCUGAUCCUGGGCAUCUACAAACAGGGACUGAAAUGCCGAGCCUGUGGAGUGAGCUGCCACAAACAGUGCAAGGAUCGGCUCGCGGUGGAGUGCCGGCGCCGGGCCCAGAGCGUGAGCAUGGAGGGGCCGCCCGCACCCUCCCCUCCCCACACUCACCUCCGAGCGUUUAGCUUUUCCUUGCCUCGCCCCGGUAGGCGAGGGUCCCGGCCGCCAGCUCCGGAGAUCCAAGAAGAGGCCGUCCAAGCUGUGGAGGACGGAGUGUUCGACAUCCACUUGUAGCAGGUCUCCCCUGGCUCGGACCCACCCCUGCUCCAGGAGGGACGCCCACCGGCCCAGAGAUGUGGACCUGGGAGAGCAGGGGCUGCUGGGGGACUGGGGGG